AUGUACGGCAAAGCUGCGAUUUUGAAUACGCUCAUCAGCGUGGUAUCCGCAGGUACCAUCCUGUGGGACGGCCGCUUCAACGACCUUACGGCCUCCUCCGACCUCAACAAAUGGUCCUGGGCCAACCAAGUCGGGCCGUACCAGUACUACAUUCACGGCUCCGGCCCUGUAACCUCCUACGUGAACCUGUCCCCCUCCUACAAGAACCCCGGCGACACAAACUCGAAGCAAGGCGCUAAGAUUACCAUCGACAGCACGGCCAAAUGGAACUCCGACAUGUGGCGCACCGAGUUGAUUCCGCAGACCAAAGCGCCGAUUAAUAGCGGUACGGUGUAUUAUCACUUUUCGAUUAAGAGGGGGAGUGCAAAUGUGCCGAGUGCGACGAAUGAACAUCAGAUUGCUUUUUUUGAGAGCCAUUUUACGGAGCUGAAGUAUGGGUGGAUUAGUGGUGAACAGGGGACGUCUAACACCAACCUGCAGUGGAUGGUGGGCGGGCAGAGUAAGUGGAAGGUUGAGCUUACAGCGGAUGAGUGGCACAACGUGGUCUACGAGAUUAACUUCUCGUCUCAGCAAGUCUCCUUCUGGCACUCGACCGGCAACAAUACGCUCGUCAAGACUGCAGGUCCGUUCUCGGCUAGCACGUCGAGCAAUGGCGCGGACUGGCAUUUGGGUGUUCUUCGUCUGCCCCGCCCGGGCAACGAUGGGACGGGUGCUGAGGACUGGUACUUCAGUGGUGUGUAUGUUGAGAGCGGGUUGCUUACUACUUCUAUUGACAGCCCGAAGUAA
Messenger RNA from Macroventuria anomochaeta, 786 nucleotides. RefSeq names its product glycoside hydrolase family 131 protein. NCBI's taxonomy places the organism in Eukaryota, Fungi, Ascomycota, Dothideomycetes, Pleosporales, Didymellaceae. The coding region runs from base 1 to 786 and encodes 261 amino acids. The record is from RefSeq and is a predicted model, not a curated record. The transcript has 3 exons.